AUGUCACCAGGUGGCGCUCGGUUUUCAUCGUUCCAUGUCAAAGACUACGUCAAAACUGGGGGAAAACAAACUCAAUCCUCACUCAAUUCCCUUAGUGCCAUUAACUUGUGUACUGUGUACUGAUAAGAGUGAUAAUUUUAAAUUUCUUGACAUCAAUUGUCAACAUUCGGUCGAAAACGCUAAUAAUGCCUAUAUUUUGCUCUAUUCAGAUGGAAAAAGCCGACCAGUAGUGGAAGGAGAAGCAGUUCUCCGUGCUAAUCAUGUGAUUUCGGGUGAGGCAGAAGACUUCAACAAAAGGCACAUUUUUGCACUUUGCCAACAAACUCCGGCGAUGAAAUCUUCCACACAUGAAGUAAAAUUGAAGUUGGGGUCCAGAGGAACUCUUGUAGAAAAAUGGAUUUGUAUUUGUUCAUGCAAAGCAGGACAAUCUGGGUAUUGUAAACAUGUUGUAGCUGUUCUUUUAUAUGUCAAUUGA
Molecule: messenger RNA, 475 nt
Organism: Phaedon cochleariae (mustard beetle)
Lineage: Eukaryota; Metazoa; Arthropoda; Insecta; Coleoptera; Chrysomelidae
Source: the annotation of a GenBank genome assembly